AUGGCUCCUCCAACAACAGUUAAAACACCAAGCAAAGGUUCAAAGAAGAUCAUUAGCAAGCAAUCGAAAGCAAGUGUAGGUGCUAGUAAAUCAGCUCCUAGUGGUGUUAAAAAAGCCAACCGACGCAAACGUAAAGAAACAUAUUCAAUUUAUAUCUACAAAGUUUUGAAACAGGUUCACCCUGAUACAGGCGUUUCAAGCAAAGCAAUGUCAAUUAUGAAUAGUUUUGUUAAUGAUAUUUUUGAACGUAUUGCAGCGGAAGCUUCUCGAUUGGCUCACUACAAUAAACGUCAAACAAUAUCAUCACGUGAAAUUCAAACAGCUGUUCGACUUUUAUUACCUGGUGAACUUGCUAAACAUGCUGUUUCAGAAGGCACAAAAGCUGUAACAAAAUACACAAGUCAAAAAUGA
Messenger RNA from Rotaria socialis, 411 nucleotides. The record is from the annotation of a GenBank genome assembly. NCBI's taxonomy places the organism in Eukaryota, Metazoa, Rotifera, Eurotatoria, Philodinida, Philodinidae.